This is a messenger RNA of Tuber aestivum (summer truffle), 1239 nucleotides long. The record is from the annotation of a GenBank genome assembly. Lineage: Eukaryota; Fungi; Ascomycota; Pezizomycetes; Pezizales; Tuberaceae.
AUGUCUAAACUUAAGAUAGAAGACCUUACACUCAUAUUCGGUAAAGAAAAAGAGGAGGCACUCGCACUAUUAAAACAAGGAAAAACAAAAGCAGAGAUCCUGAAAAAAACAGGAUGUACAGUUGCGGUAAAGAAUGCUAGUUUUAAUAUCGAAAAAGGCGAAUUCUUUGUAAUUAUGGGAUUAUCAGGUAGUGGUAAGUCUAGUUUGCUCAGAUGUCUGAACAGGUUAAUUGAGCCUACUUCGGGCAGCGUUAUUCUGAAUGAUGUAAAUAUCACCAGUCUUGGCGACAAAGAAUUACAGAACGUGCGUAAAAAGGAAAUGGCCAUGGUUUUCCAGAAUUUUGGGUUGUUACCUCACCGUACAGUACUGGAAAAUGUAGCCUUUGGCCUGGAAUUACAGGAUAUCCCAAAAGAACAACGUGAAGCAAAAGCUCAGGAAGUUAUUGAAAUGGUGAGUCUGAAAGGGUAUGAAAAUCAGAAUACUUCAGAACUUUCAGGCGGUAUGCAGCAACGUGUGGGUUUGGCCCGCGCUUUAGCAAAUGAUCCUGAGAUCUUGUUAAUGGAUGAGGCAUUUUCUGCACUGGAUCCGCUGAUCCGUACACAAAUGCAGGAUGAGCUGAUUGACUUGCAGGAAAAAAUGCAUAAAACAAUUGUAUUUAUUACGCAUGAUCUUGACGAAGCGAUCCGUCUUGGAGACCGUAUUGCCAUUAUGAAAGAUGGUGAAGUGAUCCAGAUUGGUACUCCGGAAGAUAUUUUAACUAACCCGGCAGAUGAAUAUGUGUCCUCUUUUGUGGAAAAAGUGGACCGUAAAUCAAUUAUCACUGCGGCCAGCCUGUUAUUUGAAAAACCUACAGUAGCGAUUUUCAAAAAAGAUGGGGUAGAAGGUAGUUUAAGAAAGAUGCGUUCUUCAGGAUUGACAUCGUUGCCAGCUGUUUCUGUAGAUAAGCAUUUCCUGGGUUUUGUUUAUCUGAAAGAUAUUCUGGAGCUCAAAGCCAAAGGACACCAAACCAUAGAAAUGGCUAUUGUCAAAGACGUACCUGUUGCUUAUCCGGAAACUACAGUGGAACAAAUGCUUCCAUUUAUUGCAGAAAACGGAAGAGCAGUGCCGAUUGUGGACAGAGAAACUAAUAAACUGCUUGGAAUCGUUGCACAAACUUCUCUGCUGAUAGAGACUACAGGAACUUCCUGGGAAAAUGUGACCGGAAACUCAAUUGAUAAUUUACAAAACGAAGUAAUAUAA